Messenger RNA from Theobroma cacao (cacao), 1950 nucleotides. RefSeq names its product snRNA activating complex family protein (gene SRD2). The record is from RefSeq and is a predicted model, not a curated record. Gene Ontology annotation, biological process: snRNA transcription by RNA polymerase II; snRNA transcription by RNA polymerase III. Gene Ontology annotation, cellular component: snRNA-activating protein complex. Gene Ontology annotation, molecular function: RNA polymerase II cis-regulatory region sequence-specific DNA binding; bent DNA binding; RNA polymerase III type 3 promoter sequence-specific DNA binding. NCBI's taxonomy places the organism in Eukaryota, Viridiplantae, Streptophyta, Magnoliopsida, Malvales, Malvaceae.
UCCCUUGCGCGCUCAUCAACCUCUCCCUCCUCCCAUCUCUAGCUCCAUUGCUGCUGUCCGCUCCACCUGUCGCCUUACCUUUCCCGUCUCGUUUCUCUAUUAUUGUCACCCUUCCUUUCUUUUCUUUUCCUUUCAUCGACGUCCGUCCUCUUCGCUCCUUUCUUUUCCUUUCUACCGCCGACCUCCAUCACUGCCGCGUUCCUCUUUUAUAUCUUGCUGCUUCGUCCCUCGUCCGCCGGAGUGGAAUACUUUUCCGAUUCUCACUUUGUAUUCUUUGUACUGGGAUUAUUCCUUCUGUAUCUUCAAACACUUGUUCCUUUUGUUUCAUUAUAAUUUGGAGUUUGGCUUCUGGAUAGUUUAAAAAUGCAACUUUUGGGGGAUCUUUGCGUCUGGCUAUUCUGGGAUUAGACUUUUCUUGUGCUGCUUUCGUUCUAAAUAAUUAGUGGCAUAAUACAGAAGGUUGAAGGAAAAAGAAUGGAGAGCAUGAUAGCAAAUUGCUCAAUCCCAAAGGGUGGGCCUAUUUAUAUUCCGAAUCUCAUUAGUCCUCUCACCACCGUGCCGGAGUUUCAGAAUGUGCUUGUUCAACAGCUCCAGGAAUUAGAGGCUGAAUUGAAUUCAUCUCAGCUUACUGAUGCUGAGGAAAUUUGCGUCGACGACCUUAAAAUUCUUAAGGAGGAAGAGUUAGUAGAAAUGGCUCUUGAGGAAGCCUUUAAGGUUGAUGAGCAUGCUGGCAAAGCUGCGUUAGGCAGUGAUUGUAGAAAAUCUGGAAAUAAACAUGAUCGUGUAAAGGGCUCUGGAUUGAAGAAUGCUUCAACUUCAAUCGAGUCCACAAAUGGGCGUCCUCCUGUUUCUGAUGUGGAUGGAGUUGCAAUGGAAAAGAAAAAAGGCUCAAAGAAGCAAAAGAAAAGGAAAGCGAAUAAGCAUCUUGUUGAAAAUACUUAUUUCAAAAGGGUGGAGCAACUUGCAAAAAUUAAGCAAAAGCAGGAUGACGACAAAGCAACAGCAAGGCUACAUUCUUUGAAUGCUGUCUCCAAGAACAAUGAUUGUGCUAUUCCAUCCUCCGACAAAAUUGAAAGGAUGAAAUCCCUCCGGUCUAUGAAUUCUUCAGGAAAGGUGAAGACACUGGAAGUUGAGGAGCACAUACCAGUGUCAUACCCAGAAGUUGUUCUUUGUGUUGAGGUCUACCAUAACAAACGGAGAUGGUCAAAGAUCCAAGAGUUCUUGGUUCUGGGCCAUCAAACCUUGACUGAACUCAAGGACAAGAUAUAUUGCUUGACAGACCAGGUGAUGCAGAAGGCCGGCAAGCAUGAUCCUUCUGGAUAUUUCCUUAUAGAAGAUAUAUUUUUCAAUGAUUUGAGAGAUCCCUCUGCUAUAGAUUACAGUGGACCUAUAUUUGAUUGGCUCAGAAACUCUAGGGAUGAUGCUCUUAAAAAAUGGGAGAGCAUCAUAACUGGUGAGUUGCAACAAAAGCAAAGAGCAAUAUUAGGCAAUGUAACACCUUCAAAAUUGCCCAAUUUCAAAGCUGUUGACAUGCACAAGACACGGUUUUGUGACUUGAGGUUUCAACUCGGUGCUGGAUAUCUCUAUUGUCAUCAGGGGGACUGCAAGCACACAAUGGUGAUUAGGGACAUGAGGUUGAUUCAUCCAGAGGAUGUAGACAACCGAGCAGCUUAUCCAAUAAUCAUCUUUCAACUAAAACCGCGUGUUCAGAAAUGCCAUGUUUGUAAAAUCUCCAGAGCUACCAAAGUAACUUUGGAUGACAAGUGGGCCAGGGAGAACCCUUGUUAUUUCUGUGAUUACUGCUUUUCCCUUCUUCACUCGAGUGAUGAGUCUCCUCUAUAUGCCCAAUUUUCUGUAUACGAUUACGUACAUGAUUAGGCUGAUGUUCAGGUCUUCAUUGGAGGAAUAGUGGAUAAUAAGUAAAUACCAACUGCAUGUCUUUUAUCCCUA